Molecule: messenger RNA, 927 nt
Organism: Gilbertella persicaria
Lineage: Eukaryota; Fungi; Mucoromycota; Mucoromycetes; Mucorales; Choanephoraceae
Exons: 2
Coding region: 52-927 (291 amino acids)
Biological process (GO): regulation of DNA-templated transcription
Molecular function (GO): RNA polymerase II cis-regulatory region sequence-specific DNA binding; DNA-binding transcription factor activity, RNA polymerase II-specific
Source: RefSeq, a predicted model, not a curated record
UUUUUCUGAAAAAUUAUUUAUCACAUUUUAUUUAUUUUCUUUCUAAUUACUAUGUUUGCUUCAUCUUCAUACUAUAACCCUAAUGAAUUACCUACUCUUGGUACUUCACCUACCAUGAACACACCUUACUUGGAUUCAUCCAUUGACACACCAUUUCUUGACAAUCAUUCAUCAGCCGAUACUCCGCCAUUUUUUGACACUCUGACUGACGUCUCACCUUAUUUAAUGUAUGCAUCAUUUGGCUUAGCUAAUCUGAACAUGUAUCUCAAUAAAGAAGAUGAUAUCUGUGCUCGUUAUCUUGAACAUCAUGAGAACGACAUUUCUAAGCUAACGCAUGACCCACUCAAGUUUAAUGGCGAUCCCAAUCUCUUAUUGCUUGACAAGUCAAAGGCUUCUGUACCCACUCAUACUGUCACUAAGCCAUCACCUACCUUGAAGCUUGAGACAGUCACUGAAGAAAACUCUGAUUCUCUCUUUCCUCCACUCAAUUCAUCACAGCAGUCUAUCAAUACUGAUGUCAAGUAUGAAGACUUGUCUAUGGAUGAACUCUUGGGAUUUGAUGCCUCUUCUCCAUUAAGCGAAGAUAUGGGCUCAGAAUACGAAGAAGAAGAAGACCAAAAGCAAGAAAAACCCAAGGAACCCAAGUUACACUACUGUCCUCUCUGUGAUCAUGUCUCUAAGCGUCGUUAUAACCUAGACACUCAUAUCAAGACACAUGACAAGAACAGAAUUAAGGAAUUUGGUUGUCCCCAAUGCCACAAAGCCUUUGACAGACGCCAUGAUCGAGACCGCCAUUUGGCCACUGUUCACCGAGGAGAACGAUCUUAUGCCUGCUCUCAUUGUGCCACUCAUUUCAGUAGAAGAGAUGCUCUUAACCGUCACUUGGUCCAAAAGCAUGAAUAUGAUGAGAAUGAUUUUAUUGAAUAA